Molecule: messenger RNA, 2340 nt
Organism: Lolium rigidum
Lineage: Eukaryota; Viridiplantae; Streptophyta; Magnoliopsida; Poales; Poaceae
Product: protein ROS1A-like
Exons: 16
Coding region: 175-2340 (721 amino acids)
Biological process (GO): base-excision repair
Molecular function (GO): DNA N-glycosylase activity; 4 iron, 4 sulfur cluster binding; DNA demethylase activity
Source: RefSeq, a predicted model, not a curated record
GGCACUGAAGAUGCUGUUCUUGUGUCUUACAAGGAAGAAUUUGGUAAAAUUGUUCCGUAUAAGGAAAAAGUGAAGAGAAAACCAUUUCGCGCCAAAGUGCAAAAGAGCAAAGAGAACUGCCUAGAGGAGGAAAGAAAAAUAUUCAGAGGAUGGACGGAUUUAUUCAGGACUGCAAUGCGUAUGGUUCAAGGACAUUGGAAUUUCACUCCUUGGGGUGGAUCAGUUGUGUCUUCAAUAAUAGGGGUGUUUCUUACCCAGAAUGUUUCUGACCAUCUUUCAAGCUCUGCAUUUAUGUCUAUUGCUGCAAAAUUUCCUGCAAAAUCAGAAGUUUCUGGAAAACCUUCAAAUAGGAUGCUUCAUACAACAUCAGGAGGGUGUGGUGUUUCGUCUGAAUUACCAAGUUGUACUGCAGAUAACUUUGUUGAUACAAAUAUUCAUGUGCCGACAUAUAUGCAACUUCUCUUGAUGCAAGAGAUAAAUGCCAAUAAGAAUGAAACCAGAGUGAUUGAAUCUUUGACCACUCUUCUAUGUUCUCUUGAUCCCUCAUUAAGUGUCAAGAUUCACCUCUCUUCUGUGCCCACAUUAGAAUCUCAGUCGAAAGAUACUGAAAAAUCUUUGACUGACGCUCAUGUGAACGAAUCAAAAACAAAGAAGGCAAGAGGAAAGGGCAGUAAAAAGAGGACAUAUGAUUUUGAGGAUAUAAGAAAAGAGGUCCUCCGCAGCCCUAAGUAUAAAGAAUGUGGUCAAAGUGUAUACGAGAUACUUGAUUUGGAAGCAAUACGACAAUCAGACGUGAAUGAAAUAUCUGAACUAAUUAGAAACCGAGGAAUGCAUAAGAUGUUGGGACAACGGAUAAUAGACUUUCUAAACAGGUUGGUCAGUGCCCAUGGGAGCAUGGAUCUGGAAUGGCUACGAUAUGUAGAUGAAGAGAUAGCAAAGGCUUACCUCUUAAGCAUUGAGGGACUUGGACCCAAAAGUGUAGAGUGUGUGCGGCUUUUAACACUCCAUCACAAGGCAUUCCCUGUGGACACAAAUGUUGCUAGGAUAUGUGUAAGGCUCGGUUGGGUGCCACUUCAACCCCUACCUGAAUCUCUUCAGUUGCACCUCCUGGAGCAGUACCCAGUGCUGAACAAUAUACAUAAAUACAUGUGGCCUCGAUUAUGCAACCUUGAUCAGCAAACAUUAUAUGACCUUCACUAUCAAAUGAUAACUUUUGGAAAGGUAUUCUGUACGAAAACUAAGCCGAACUGCAAAGAAUGCCCAUUGAGAGCCGAGUGCAGGCACUUCGCCAGUGCAUUUUGUAGUGCAAGGCUUGCUCUUUCUGGAUCUGAAGAGAAGAGUUCGGUUACAUUAGGGACUCCAAUUGCUGUGGAAAACCGCCACCAGUCAUAUAUGAGAUAUGCAGAUUUACUUGAGUGGUGGAGUACACAUGCCUGUGACCUUUCUUUGGCUAAUGGCAAGACAAUCAUUGAGGAGCCAGCAAGCCAGGAACCAGGGCAGCAGGAGAUUGAACAACAUGACAUGGAGGAUCAUGCCCCUUAUGAUUCCGAAGUUAUUAGUGAGUUUACACUACAGAACGUCAAGAACUACCUCCAAAAGUUAAAUGCCCUUGUUUCCAUAACGUCUGAAGCUGCUUCUAUCCCAACUCCCAAGCUCAAGAAUGUUAGUCGCCUAAGAACAGAACACCAAGUGUAUGAACUACCAGACGACUCUCCACUUCUGGAAGGGUUUGACAAAAGAGACCCGGAUGUCAAUUGCCCAUAUCUUCUUUGUAUAUGGAACCCAGGUGAAACGGCCGAAUCAAGUGAUACACCUAAUAUAGCUUGCAAAUACCAAUACAAAGCUCAACUAUGUGAAAGUAAUGCAUGCUUUCAUUGCAACGGUAUACAAGGAUCAUAUGACCAGAAAAUCAGAGGAACAAUUUUGAUACCAUGUCGAGAUGCUACGAGAGGAAUCUUUCCACUUGGUGGCACAUACUUCCAAGCAAAUGAGGUUUUUGCCGAUCACGCCUCUAGCCAAAACCCCAUAGUUUUUCCAAGGAAAUGGAUAAAGGAACGAGCAACUAGAACAGUUUUCUUUGGAACUUCAAUUCCUUCAAUAUAUAAAGUGACGAAACCUAGCUCGCCGGUCACCAUUACCGCCGUCGUUAGAGGCCUCCCCGGCGACCAUGAGAUGGACGAGGAGAAGCGCCGUGUCACGGCAAGCGUCCUGGUUGAAGGAAUCGAGAAGAGAGGAUCCCAGAAGCCGCCAAUCCUCCAUUCCCUUUCGACAGUACUCCGCCGGAAAAAGGCAAUCGCCGUCGACCUCGUCUCCGACCGACUCCGGCGAACCUCUAGGUAG